Messenger RNA from Staurois parvus, 328 nucleotides. The record is from the annotation of a GenBank genome assembly. Lineage: Eukaryota; Metazoa; Chordata; Amphibia; Anura; Ranidae.
GAUGACCAGAGACUGCGGACACAGUACAGGAGAUGACCAGAGACUGCGGACAUAGUACAGGCGAUGACCAGAGACUGCGGACAUAGUACAGGCGAUGACCAGAGACUGCGGACAUAGUACAGGAGAUGACCAGAGAUUGCGGACACAGUACAGGAGAUGACCAGAGACUGUGGACACAGUACAGGGGAUGACCAGAGACAGCAGACAUAGUACAGGCGAUGACCAGAGACUGCGGACAGUACAGGAGAUGACCAGAGACUGCGGACACAGUACAGGAGAUGACCAGAGACUGCAGACAGUACAGGGGAUGACCAGAGACUGCAGACAG